Messenger RNA from Nakaseomyces glabratus, 3528 nucleotides. It is a transcript of the gene PYC2, whose product is annotated as pyruvate carboxylase 2. The record is from RefSeq and is a predicted model, not a curated record. Gene Ontology annotation, molecular function: ATP binding; pyruvate carboxylase activity; metal ion binding. Gene Ontology annotation, biological process: gluconeogenesis; pyruvate metabolic process. NCBI's taxonomy places the organism in Eukaryota, Fungi, Ascomycota, Saccharomycetes, Saccharomycetales, Saccharomycetaceae. Gene Ontology annotation, cellular component: cytoplasm.
AUGGCCACGAACAAGAUGUUGACCGGUCUCCGGGACAACUUUAGUUUGCUUGGUGAGAAGAAUAAGAUAUUGGUUGCCAACAGAGGUGAGAUUCCAAUUAGAAUUUUUAGAUCAGCCCAUGAGCUAUCAAUGAGAACUGUAGCCAUUUAUUCACAUGAAGAUAGACUAUCCACACAUAGAUUAAAAGCAGAUGAAGCCUAUGUUAUCGGAAAGGAAGGUGAAUAUACUCCAGUCGGUGCAUACUUAGCAAUUGAUGAAAUUAUUGAUAUUGCUAAAAAACACGGUGUAGACUUCAUUCAUCCAGGUUAUGGUUUCCUCUCAGAGAAUGCUGAGUUUGCUGAUAAAGUUCAAAAAGCCGGCAUUACUUGGAUUGGUCCUCCCCCAGAAGUUAUCGAAUCUGUCGGUGACAAAGUCUCAGCUAGAAACUUGGCAGCUAAGGCUAAUGUUCCCACUGUGCCAGGUACUCCAGGCCCAAUUGAAACUGUUGAAGAAGCACAAGAUUUUGUUAAUAAAUAUGGGUAUCCUGUCAUUAUUAAGGCUGCUUACGGUGGUGGUGGUAGAGGUAUGCGUGUUGUGAGAGAAGGAGACGAUGUUGCUGAUGCAUUCCAACGUGCUAAAUCCGAAGCUAUAACGGCAUUCGGUAAUGGUACUUGUUUUGUUGAAAGAUUUUUAGAUAAGCCAAAGCACAUUGAAGUUCAACUACUUGCCGAUAAUCAUGGCAAUGUAGUCCAUUUGUUUGAAAGAGAUUGCUCCGUGCAACGUAGACACCAAAAAGUUGUGGAAGUUGCACCAGCUAAAACUUUACCACGUGAAGUUAGAGAUUCCAUUUUGACAGAUGCGGUUAGAUUAGCAAAGGAAGCUGGUUACAGAAAUGCUGGUACAGCGGAAUUUUUAGUUGAUAACCAAAACAGGCAUUACUUCAUCGAAAUUAACCCAAGAAUUCAAGUCGAGCACACCAUCACUGAAGAAAUUACUGGUAUAGAUCUUGUUUCUGCUCAAAUUCAAAUAGCUGCUGGUGCUUCUUUGCCACAACUAGGUUUACUACAAGACAGAAUCACUACCCGUGGUUUUGCAAUUCAAUGUCGUAUCACCACAGAAGAUCCUGCAAAAAAUUUCCAGCCUGAUACUGGUAGACUGGAGGUUUACCGUUCGGCUGGUGGUAACGGUGUCAGAUUAGAUGGUGGUACUGCUUAUGCAGGUGCUGUUAUUUCACCACAUUAUGAUUCCAUGUUGGUGAAAUGUUCUUGUUCUGGUUCUACUUAUGAAAUUGUUCGUCGUAAGAUGCUUCGUGCACUAAUCGAAUUUAGAAUUAGAGGUGUUAAAACUAAUAUUCCUUUCUUGUUGACAUUAUUGACUCACCCUGUUUUCAUUAGUGGUGAUUACUGGACAACAUUCAUCGAUGAUACUCCUCAACUAUUCCACAUGGUCUCAUCCAGGAACAGAGCCCAAAAGCUACUUCAUUACCUUGCUGAUUUGGCUGUUAACGGAUCCUCAAUUAAAGGUCAAAUUGGUGAACCUAAAUUAAAGACUCACCCACAGAUUCCUCGUUUACAUGAUGAGGAUGGAUCUCCAGUCGACGUGUCUGUUCCACCACAAAAGGGUUGGAGAUAUUUAUUACAGUCGGAAGGACCAGAGGCAUUUGCCAAGGCUGUUAGACAUAAUCAAGGCACACUAGUUAUGGACACUACCUGGAGAGAUGCACACCAGUCUUUAUUGGCUACAAGAGUUAGAACUUACGAUCUAGCUGCCAUUGCUCAAACAACCGCACAUGCAUUUGCUGGUGCAUUUGCUUUAGAAUGUUGGGGUGGUGCCACAUUUGAUGUUGCUAUGAGAUUCUUACAUGAAGAUCCGUGGGAACGUUUAAGAAUAUUGAGAAAACUCGUUCCUAAUAUUCCAUUCCAAAUGCUUCUCCGUGGUGCCAACGGUGUUGCAUACUCUUCUCUACCUGACAACGCUAUUGACCAUUUUGUUAAGCAAGCUAAGGAUAACGGUGUUGAUAUUUUUAGAGUAUUCGAUGCUCUGAAUGAUUUGGAACAAUUAAAAGUUGGUGUGGAUGCUGUUAAGAAGGCUGGAGGUGUUGUGGAAGCCACUGUUUGUUACUCCGGUGACAUGCUUCAACCAGGUAAGAAAUAUAAUUUGGAUUACUAUUUGGAUGUCACAGAAAAGAUUGUUGCUAUGGGUACUCAUAUACUAGGUAUCAAAGAUAUGGCUGGUACUAUGAAACCAGCCGCUGCUAAACUUUUGAUUGGGGCUAUUAGGGCGAAAUUCCCUGAUCUACCUAUUCACGUGCACUCUCACGAUUCUGCAGGUACCGCCGUGGCCUCUAUGGCUGCUUGUGCCCUUGCUGGUGCUGAUGUUGUUGAUGUUGCUAUCAAUUCUAUGUCGGGUUUGACUUCUCAAGCGUCUGUUAAUGCUGUUUUGGCUUCUCUUGAUGGCCAAAUCGAUACUGGUAUCAAUGUUAAACAUGUCUGUGAACUGGAUGCAUACUGGGCUGAAAUGAGAUUAUUAUACUCUUGUUUUGAAGCAGACCUAAAAGGUCCAGAUCCAGAAGUUUAUGAUCAUGAAAUUCCAGGUGGUCAAUUGACUAACUUAUUGUUCCAGGCCCAACAAUUGGGUUUGGGUGAGAAAUGGAUUGAAACUAAAAAGGCAUAUAAACAAGCCAAUCAACUGUUGGGUGAUAUUGUCAAGGUUACCCCAACUUCAAAGGUUGUUGGUGAUUUGGCCCAGUUCAUGGUUAGCAACCAAUUAACACCAGAUGACAUCAGACGUCUAGCAAAUUCAUUAGAUUUCCCAGAUUCAGUGAUGGAUUUCUUCGAAGGCUUGAUGGGCCAACCAUAUGGUGGAUUCCCAGAACCUCUAAGAACAGAUAUAUUGAAGAAUAAGAGAAGAAAGCUAAACCGUCGUCCAGGCUUAGAAUUGGCACCAUUCGACUUAGCUAAGAUUAGAGAGGAUCUUGAAGCCAGAUUUGGUGAUAUUAACGAAUGCGAUGUUGCUUCCUACAACAUGUACCCAAAGGUUUACGAAGACUUCCAAAAGAUUCUUGAAGAAUAUGGUGACUUGUCUGUAUUGCCAACCAGAAACUUCUUGGCAAAGCCAAGAGUUGGUGAGGAAAUUGAAGUACACAUUGAACAAGGUAAGACUUUAAUAAUAAAACUGCAAGCUGUCGGUGAUUUGAACGAAGAAACCGGUAUCAGAGAGGUCUAUUUUGAACUGAAUGGUGAAACAAGAAAGAUUCGCAUCGCAGAUAAGUCUCAAGUGGUCCAAACAAUUGCUAAGCCUAAAGCAGACGGUCAUGAUCCACUACAGAUUGGCGCUCCAAUGGCUGGUGUCAUUGUUGAAGUCAAGGUACACAAGGGGUCUCAAGUUAAAAAGGGCCAACCAGUUGCUGUUCUAAGUGCAAUGAAGAUGGAGAUGGUGAUCUCAUCUACAGGUGAAGGCCUUGUCAAAGAUGUUCUAGUCAAAGAUGGUGAAAAUGUCGAUGCAAGCGACCUAUUGGUUGUUUUAGAAGAAGAGGUAAAGGACGAAUAA